This is a messenger RNA of Naegleria lovaniensis, 2712 nucleotides long. RefSeq lists its product as uncharacterized. The transcript has a single exon. Gene Ontology annotation, cellular component: Noc4p-Nop14p complex; small-subunit processome; nucleolus. The coding region runs from base 1 to 2712 and encodes 903 amino acids. The record is from RefSeq and is a predicted model, not a curated record. NCBI's taxonomy places the organism in Eukaryota, Heterolobosea, Eutetramitea, Acrasida, Naegleriidae. Gene Ontology annotation, biological process: maturation of SSU-rRNA.
AUGCCAAAAUUCAAUCGUAAGCGAACAGGGCCGUUGUCUGCGGAGGAAAAGAAGACAAUUGCGAAAUCGGCCACAAGCAUCAAUUUGAACAACAAUCCCUUUGAAAAUAUCCAACAACAACGAAAGAAACAAAUUUUAGGUACAAGUACAUCCCAAGUUCGUCAUACCAGCAAAGCCCGAUCCAAUGACAUCAACAUUAGAAAGGAUACUCUGUUGAAGGAUUUUUGGAAACAACAAAAACCAUCCAAUCAAUUUGUGGAUAAGAGACAAUUAGCCUUUGAAAAAACUCUUUCCAAAGUCGAUAAAAAGAGAAAAAAAUUUCAAAUCGGAGAAGAUGAUGAUGAGGGUACGAUGAAUGAAGGAAAAAAAACCAAACUUUCUUCGUUUUCAUCGUUGGGUGAUAUUGAUGAGGCUAUUGAUAGAGACUUGUUCAGAGACGACUAUCAAGCAGAUGAUAUUGAUUCCAAAUUUAGUACUAAUGAUGAAGUAUCUGUAUUGAGAAAUUUAAAGGGAAUUGCAAGAGGUGAAGCUUCUUCAACAUUUACUCAAGAUGACCAAAUGGAAAGAAAAUUAUCGAAACGAGAGAGAAUGAAUUUGAGAAUUAGAGGAUUCAAAGAAAAGAAAUUAGAGCAAAAGAUGGAAAAAGAAGAGAAUUUAGAAAUGAUUCAAUUAUUAGACAGUGAUAUGGAUGAUUUAAUGAAACAUUUAAAUGUUACUUCAAAUAACAAGACUAAGGAACACUCUGAGACUUCUUCUAAUAAGGGAAUGUCAAAUUUAGAUUAUGAUAAUUUUAUGGAAAUGAUUAAGAAGGGAGAGGAUAUUGAUUUGAAUGAAUUAUUGUCUAAAAAGAAUUUAAAAUCUAAUUCCUUACCAAUGAAAGAGACCAGUGAAGAAGUGAAUCAUGACAAUUCUGACAGCGAUGAUGAUAAGGUAGAAGAAGAGAAUGAAAAUGACGAAGAAGAUGAAAUUGAUCUAGAAAAGACUGUUGAAGAGGACGAUGACGACUCAAACGUGGAUGAGUCCUAUCUUAAGGAUAGUUUUAUUGAUGAUAACAAUGAUUCAAACAUGAAUGAAGAAGGUGAGGAUCAUGAAAAUACUAUUGAAGAAGAUGAAAAGUCCAUUGAGGAAGAUGAAGAAGUUGAAAAUACCAUUGUUGAUGAAGAAGAUGAAAAUAUCAUUGAUGAAGAAGAAGACAAUGAACAAGAUUCUACUCACGAACAAGAAUCUUCCUCUCUCGACGAUUCUCAUCAAACUCUAUUAGAAGCAUCUGAUGAAGAUUUACAAUCUCUCAAUGAAUUAUUCAAAAAGAGUAUCUCUCAUCCAGAUGUAUUCUCUCAACUUGUGCAAAACAAUUCCAAAGAUGAAAAUGAGAAACUCUUCUCUACUCUUGUGACCUUUAUGGUGAAACAAUUUGGAUUUAGUGAAUGGCUCAAUAACGAUUCAACCGUCGUAAAUUUCAAACAGAAUAUUCUAGACAAUACUCUGAAUACUCUAUUCAUGUUAACUACGAAAUUACCAAAUAUUGCUCAUGACGUAUUUCAUACAUUUUUAUUAGAACUCUUUAACAAGUAUCAAGACCAGACACUUCCUAAUUUAGGAGAAUUACUGGUAUUGAAAAUGAUUACUCGAGUGUAUCCUCUCAGAGAGAGAAUUGAUAGUCCACUACUUUCACUUACCAAUUUAUUGAUUCAUCUCUAUUUGGAAAAGUCAUCGAAAUUUAUUGAUCCAUUAUUGCCCAUCACCACUCGCACUGUGUUGUUUUUGGUGAGUCUUGCAAUCAUUAUUGAUUGUGAAUGUACCUUUUAUUCUCCAGAUGUUGUGAAUACUCUCCAAUUGGUGUUCAUGAAUCAUUCCAAUAAGGAUAUUAAUAGCAGUAGUAGUAGUAGUAAUAAUGGAAAGAAGAAGAAGAGGCUCAACACAUCUUUGAAUCAAUCUCAACAACAUGCUUCUAAAAAUUUAUUUAGAUCUCUCUUUGAAGAAACCUGUCAAAGUGAAAUCUUCUCAGAUUUGAAUGAAUCAUGGGCUCGACAUUUAUUAUCCAUCUAUAGCAAUCAUUUAGCUACAGAUUUUACAAAAUCCAUCAUUUCCAAUGAACAUUACAAGACUCUAAUUACCAGUAGUGAGGGAAUCAAAACAACUCACAGAGAUCAUAUUGAGAAUUAUAAUAUCAUCUUUGAGGGUUUUUCGAAAUUGAUAACAUCUUCUCCUCCUCCUCAGCAACAACAACAACAACAACAACCUCUCAUUACACCCGUUCCCAAUGAAAUCAAAACUCAUCUCAAUUACAAAACCAAACGUCCAAAACCCAUUGUUGAAUUUGAACCAUUCUUUGGUCAUCAUGACUCUUCAAAUAUUGACUCUGCAAAGAGUAAAUACACAUUCGCAGGAACAGAUCCACAACAAACCAAAUUAAAAACACUUCGAAAGAAGAUUUCAAGAGAGAAGCGAAAGGCCAUGUCAGAGUUGAGAAAGGAUAAUCAAUUCCUAAGAUCAGCACGUGAACAAAUUGCAAGUGAAGAGGCAUUCCAAAGAAAAGAAAAGUACAAGGAAGUAUUGGAUAGUUUGAGACGUGAACGAUUGGAACAAAAUCAAAUCGAUCGAAAGAAUAAGGAAAUUGAUAAGAUGAAAAAGGAUAUGAGAAUUAAUAGAAAGAAUGUUGGAAGAAUGAGUGCUGCAGUGAAUGGAGGAAAGAAUGAUUCCAAAAAGAAGUAA